Giardia duodenalis is the source of this 4848-nucleotide messenger RNA. RefSeq names its product High cysteine membrane protein Group 1. NCBI's taxonomy places the organism in Eukaryota, Fornicata, Diplomonadida, Hexamitidae. The transcript has a single exon. The record is from RefSeq and is a predicted model, not a curated record. The coding region runs from base 1 to 4848 and encodes 1615 amino acids.
AUGCUGAAGGUGUCUCUUAUGUUGGCGGUCGGCCUGGCCGCGCCGUGCGGUGAUACGGGCUAUGAGUGCGGGGACCACGGGACCUGCACGCUUAUCGGAGAGGUCUACCGCUGCGUCUGCGCCCCCGGAUGGACGGGCUACGAUUGCAGCAGUUGCUCCCGCGGAUUUGUUAACCUUGUGGAGAACUGCAUCCCGCCGAGCUGCAUUGAGGAUGGCUUGGAGUGCGGCGGCAGGGGCACGUGUCUCUACUUGAAAAGCAAGAACGCCUGGGAGUGCGGAAGCUGUCCGGUCGGCUUCUACCAGUAUUCCGGCCGCUGUGUCUCUUCGUAUUGCUAUGGUGACGAGGAGGCCGGCGGGGUGACCACGGAGCGUCCCUGCAGUGGUCAGGGGAUCUGCAUCUUCAACGGCGCCUCGGAGGCAGACCGGGUCAGACCUGAUGUGUACAUCUGCUCCUGCAAUCUGAUCCACACGGGGUCCCAGUGCCAGAACUGUGACCCAAGAUUUGGGAAGAUUGAUCCUCUUCUUCGCGCCUGCGUCGCGAUGUCCUGCUAUGAUGGGGAGGACACAGAGCCUUGCCAGGGCCGUGGAGAGUGCGUUGAGAAUAUCCAGCAACACCCAUUUACUGGGGAGCUCACCACGGGCUACAUCUGUCGUUGCGGCUAUCCGUACCAGCUUGUUGGCACGGCAAAGUGUCUCCCGCUGAAUUGCGUCUCCACCCAAGCGGGCGUAGCAACUGAGUGUGGAACUGGUGGCGUCUGUGAGAGCAGCGGGAGCCAGUUUAGUUGCAGAUGUCUCAGCGGCUUUGUUCAACUUACCGAUGGUCAUUGUACCGCACCCGCUUGUCGACAGAAUGAUGGGGCUUUAGCAUGCAGUGAUAUUGGAGCAUGCGUGUCUGGCGGCGAAGACCCUACGAAUCCAAAUACGUACUACUGUCAGUGCCCGAUGAGCUAUUCCAGCGGCGACUAUUGUGAAGUGUGUGACAAUCAGCGGGGUACUACGAUUAAUGGAAAGUGCGUUGCCAAGAGCUGCGUUGCCGAUAACACUGUCUGCAGCAACAACGGAGACUGUGUGCUGGAAGGGCUUUUUGCAUACCGCUGUAAGUGCCACGAGGGGUAUGAGGCUCACGGCACAAACGUCUGCGCCAAGCCCGGGUGCUGGGAUUCCAUCGUCAAUAAGACUUGCAGCGGAGCGGGGCAAUGCACAUCCAACGGCUGCCAAUGUAAUUCUGGCUUCACGUUGCGUAGCAUGCGGUGCAUUCCCACCAAGCUCAUCAGUGGCAGUUGGGUUUGCAGUGGCAACGGCACAGCCACUAUCUCAUCGUCCAGCGCAGACGCAUCUAAGCCAGAAAACUGGAUCUGUCAAUGUGAUGGCGUCACGAAGGGGACGCUCUGCAACGAGUGCAACACUGAACGGCGGCCUCCUGCGGCUUAUAUGAUCAAUGAUGCUUGCACCGCGGCCGCGUGCGUCUCUGAUUCCACCACAUCUCCUCCCACGAUUUGCAACGGGGUACAAGGAGCUACUUGUUCGCAAUACGGCGUUGACGCUGACUCCGUGUUUUACUGUAAGACUCCAGAUAAGAGCCAGUAUUUGGUAGCUUAUAACAGCUCCCUGGUUGUCCACAGGGGCUGCACGUAUCCUUCAAAGACGGAAUAUCCCCUGAACCUAUAUUGCGGGCUUCUUGAUGGGCACACUAUGUAUAUAGACGAUCCGGGGGCCCCACAGUGUUUGUCUGCGCUCACAUCUACCUGUAGCUGUGAGGACCCAUUCAACUUUGUGACUGUGGAGGAUGCUAUCAAGAGCGAACUCGGAGACGUGCAAUACCGUACAUCAUGCAUCCACAAGGCCUGUUUAAAUCCGGACCUUAAGGGAACAACAGACGAGACGGUUCUGCAGAAUCCUGAUUCUUAUUGCAACGGUCUCGGUGACUGCCUCCAAGACGACCACGGAGACUACACAUGCUUCUGCGGGCCGGGGUCCACGUACUUCAAAGGUACUUGUGUGUCCAACGCAUGUCUGACGCAGGACCCAGAGACAGAUGCCACCGUGAUGUGUGGUGGCCUGGGGAUUUGUGCCCUUGACACUUACGGAUACUGGGGUUGCGUUUGCGAAUAUCCAUACUUUGGUAGCGGCUCUAGCUGCUAUCCUAUCGGUUGCGGAUACCAUGACCCUCUGGACCGCACGACUGUGCUUUGUGGAGGGGAGGGCAGAGGGACGUGUGUGGCCAAUGAGACGCACCCUGAACUCGCCACCUGUGCGUGCAACCGAGGGUUCACCCUGAUUAAUUCAAACUACUGCGCUCCAAGUGCGUGCACGGCCUAUGGAGCCGAUAGGGAAGGAGUGGAGCCUAGUCUCUCUUAUGUCUGCAGCGGUAUCGGUGACUGCUUCUACAACCCUGUCACUGGGAGCUAUGAGUGUCACUGUGGAGAGGGAUACUAUGCAACCGGCCCAUACUGCACGCUGGCGCAGUGCAUUGUUGUGAUCGAUGCCGGGGAAGCCAUCCCUGGCUUAAUCGGUAAUCUGUACCUCGAGUGCGGCUUCGCUGGUGCCGGGACCUGCACCUCCGAUGGGUGCACUUGCAACAGUGGGUACGUCAAAACCGCGUCUCUUUCAAUGUGUGUUCGUGCCGGAUGUAUCGAUGAAAACAACGUUUACUGUGGCGGCGAUCAUCACGCGGCCUGUGUGGACAAGGGCGAUGGCACCGGCUUCUCUUGUGUUUGCACUGCACAGCACGUGAACGUUAAUGGAACAUGCGUUCCCAAGAAAUGCGUCACUCGGGAUGUCAAUGGAAAUAAUGUUGUCUGCGGCGGAAGGGGUCAGUGCAUUCAGAUGUGGACCGGCUACAUGUGUGCAUGUGACAACAACACCCCGGCAGUGCCCUCCGGAGAUUCCUAUACGUGCCCUCAUCCAGAUUGCUGCGGCCAAGUCGGGGAGGAUAUGGUGGUUUGCAGCGAUCAAGGUAGCUGCAAGGAGACUACGACUGGUGGGUUCUGUGUCUGCAACAACGGGUACUCGCUUGUUGGCAAGUCGCAGUGCAUAGUCUCUGAGUGUGUGCAGACGGACGGAAACGGAGUGACCUCUAUCUGUGGCGGCGGCGAGUGCAUUGCGACAAAUGAUGUUCACUCGUGUGCAUGUGCCAAUGGAUUUUCUAACGUUGAUGGGAGGUGUGUUCAUUCGAAUUGUAUAGACACUUACGAUGGUGAGCAGAUCGAAUGUAGUGGCUUUGGGAAGUGCACUGCCGUGGAUUCUUCGUACAAGUGUGUCUGUAACCUUGGGUAUUCGCCUGGGACGGAGCCUAAUAGGUGUUUCAGUGUUAUGUGCUUAUCUACCAUCGGUGACAAGGGUUACGAGUGCGGUGGCCACGGGAAGUGUACGUACUCCGAGGAACAGGAGGAGUUCUCUUGCACCUGUGAAAGCGGCUAUAAGAAUAUCGACGAUACUAGCGCGGGCUACUCUAUUACAUACUUCUGUGUUACCUCCGGAUGCACAACCACCUCAGAGGCUGGGCAGACGGUCUGCAACGGCGGAGGCAUGUGCGAUCCUACAAGUGGAAGAUGCGUGUGUAAUGAGGGUCACGCAGGCGAUACGUGCGCUGACUGUGCUGAUGGCUACAUCCGUCCUCCGGAGGAGUAUAUCUUCAAGCACUGCAUGAAGACCACCUGUGCAGACAGUACGUGUGGAGGUACAGGGAUGUGCGUGCCCUCGCUCCUCUAUAAUCAGAUGGUCUGCGAAUGCGCAGAUCACCACACUCCUCUUGACGGGCGCUGCGUUCCAUGUGCAAUAGACAACUGUGAAACCUGUGACGUGUCGCAGCUAGGUCGCGCUUGUAGCCUCUGCCAGGAUGGAACAUACUUGAGUGGUGACCAGACGCAGUGUCUGCCGUGUCAUGCGGACUGUAAAACAUGUCAGGGUCCCCAAAGCACCCAGUGUCUUUCAUGCGUAGAGGGGAAGGUUCAUAGCCUCAACGGAAUGGGUGCGUCUGGCUGUAAGGAGGAGUGCAGAAUCAACGUGGAUGGAUGCAAGUCCUGUGGGGCUAUGAUAUCCAAGACAAAAUACUGCUCCCAGUGCCAAAGCCAGACCUCUGUUCCGGUCAACGGAGAAUGUAAGUCCCAAGCUACGAGGGCUAGUGAGUGUUCUCGCUACUCCAAGGGUGCGUGCUUAGCGUGUGCCGAUGGGUAUUUCCUCUACGAAGGCGGCUGCUACGAGACAUCGAAGUUACCCGGUAGGGACGUUUGCUCCAUGGCCUCUAGUGGGAGCUGCAGCUAUUGCAAGAUAGGAUAUAGCAACCUUGCUGGGACGUGUACUGCAUGUAAAAACGAAAACUGCGCCAGCUGCAACAUUGUGACAACUUGCGAUGAGUGCAAGCCCGGUUGGUCCCUGGUCAAUGGUGAGUGUGUAAGCUGUGCUGCAGAGUGCGAAAGCUGCACGCAGGGAUCACCAAGUACGUGCAAAAGCUGCAAAGAUGAGUACUUCGCGUCGUUUUCCUUCUCUGGCGAUGCCAGUGGCCCUUGCCGCCCUUGUUCCGACACCACACCCAUGGAUGGAAUCGUCGGUGUUCCCGGAUGCAAGUAUUGCACUCUUCCGCUGACGAAUGGAACAAACGAGAAUCCCGUCUCGGUAAUCUGCCUGACCACAGAGAGCGCCGGUAAGAUGAUGUCCACUGGAGCCAUAGCGGGGAUAACCAUAGCCGUCCUGGUGGUUGUCGGAGGCUCCGUUGCUGGGGUUCUGGUCUGGUUCUUCCUUUUCAGAAAUCGGAAGGGGCCCAUGAAGAAGAGCCCUCGCAGGAGGUUCCAUCCAGACGAAACAUCGACCUCCCUUCUGAGCCAGGAUUACGGGUCUUCCAUGCUUUAA